UUUCACUUUUGUCGAGCACAAAGAAAAGAAAGUUUCUGCUAAAUUGAUCAGGGCAGAGGGAUUAGAUACUGCUGCACACAACACGAGAACAGCAUCAUGGUGGACGCAGCGGCAGCAGAGCUCUUCCUGGACGAUAACCCAGAGUUUGCUAAGAGUUACUACGACCUGAACUUCAGACCGCAGCUGAUCUCAGACCUGCUGGACGGCAGCCGGCGGAUGCAGGUGGACGUCAGCCGGUUCCACGACCUCACCACUGUGGAAGAGAGCGAGGUUCUGUUCGAUCUGAUGCGAGACAUCCAGGACAAUCUGCAGAUGGAGAGGUCCAUGUUCAACCUGAUGAAACACCUGAGCUUCAUGCUGAGGGCCGACCGCAUGAGCCUCUUCAUGUACAGGCAGAGGAACGGAGUCGCAGAGCUGGCCACCAGGUUGUUUAGCGUGACCAAGGACUCGUUGUUUGAGGAGUGUCUGAUUCCUCCGGACAGUGAGAUCGUUUAUCCUCUGGAUCUGGGGGUCGUCGGACACGUGGCGUCGACCAAGAAGAUGGUGAACAUCGCCGAUGUAUCCGAGAGCCCUCAUUGCAGCGACUUUGUGGACGAACUGACCGAAUAUAAGACGAAGAGCGUCCUCGCCACUCCGAUAAUGAACGGGAAAGAUAUGGUGGCCGUCAUGAUGGCCGUCAACAAGCUGGAAGAACCCUGCUUCACCGCCAAGGAUGAAGAGACCCUCAACAAGUACCUGUACUUCGCCAACCUGCUGCUGAGGGUCUACCACCUGAGCUACCUGCACAACUGUGAGACCCGCAAAGGACAGGUGCUGCUGUGGUCGGCCAGCAAGGUGUUUGAGGAGCUGACGGACAUCGAGAGGAUGUUCCACAAAGCGCUGUACACGGUCAGAGCGUUCCUGAACUGUGACCGCUACUCUGUGGGUCUGCUGGACAUGACCAAGACCAAGGAGUUCUUUGACCUGUGGCCGGUCCUCAUGGGAGAAGUUCCCCCGUAUGAUGGACCUAAGACUCCUGAUGGCAGGGAAAUCAUCUUCUACAAACUGAUCGACUACAUCCUCCACGGCAAAGAGGACAUCAAAGUCAUCGCGACUCCUGCAGCCGAUCACUGGGCGCUGGUGAGCGGGUUACCAACGUACGUGGCAGAAACUGGACUGAUUUGUAACAUCAUGAACGCAGGUCAGGACGAUUUCUUCAAAUUCCAGAAAGAGCCUCUGGAUGAUUCGGGCUGGACCAUUAAGAACGUCUUAUCUCUGCCCAUCGUCAACAAGAAAGAGGAGAUAGUGGGCGUGGCAACGUUCUAUAACCGGAAAGAUGGGAAACCCUUUGAUGAGCAGGAUGAAACACUGAUGGAGUCUCUGACUCAGUUCCUGGGCUGGUCGGUGCUGAACACCGAUACGUACGACAAACUGAACAAGCUGGAGAACAGGAAGGACAUCUUCCAGGACAUGGUGCUGUACCACGUCAAGUGCCGCAAGGACGAGAUCCAACACGUCCUGAACACCAGAGAGAGAUGGGCGAAGGAACCGGACGAGUGUCAGGAGGAGGAGCUGCAGGAGAUCCUGUCGGAGGUCCUGCCUGACUCUAAGAAGGUGGAGCUGUUUGAGUUCCACUUCUACGAUUAUCACCACACUGAACUGGAGCUGGUGAAGUGUGGAAUCAAGAUGUACUACGAACUCAAAGUGGUGGACAAGUUCCACAUUCCCAGAGAGGCGCUGGUGAGGUUCAUCUACUCCCUCAGUAAAGGCUACAGGAAGAUCACCUACCAUAACUGGAGACACGGAUUCAACGUGGGACAGACCAUGUUCACCCUGCUGAUG
Gymnodraco acuticeps is the source of this 1821-nucleotide messenger RNA. RefSeq names its product rod cGMP-specific 3',5'-cyclic phosphodiesterase subunit alpha-like. NCBI's taxonomy places the organism in Eukaryota, Metazoa, Chordata, Actinopteri, Perciformes, Bathydraconidae. The record is from RefSeq and is a predicted model, not a curated record. Gene Ontology annotation, molecular function: protein binding; 3',5'-cyclic-nucleotide phosphodiesterase activity. Gene Ontology annotation, biological process: signal transduction.